Ostreobium quekettii is the source of this 777-nucleotide messenger RNA. NCBI's taxonomy places the organism in Eukaryota, Viridiplantae, Chlorophyta, Ulvophyceae, Bryopsidales, Ostreobiaceae. The record is from the annotation of a GenBank genome assembly.
AUGGGUUGCAUCUUUGACUUAUCGCUAUAUCAGAGUAAUUUGCACGGGGACUGCAUAAGGUGCUGUAAAGAACUGGGUUGCGAUUUGUGCAAGAAUGCAAAGGGAGGCAACAGAAUGAGCUGUAGUCAAUGCCAUUUUUCAACAGCACUUCUUAUAUUAUGGUGUUCCUUCUGCAGAACCUCUGGGCCAGAUGUGCAAUUGGGAUACGUGAUGGUGACGCCAAUGUCCAUGUCUGCUUGGGAGCAGUCGUCGCUGUCUUGGAGGGAUCGAGCCAUACUUGUGUGUCGAGGCUGGGUGCCAGAGAGCUGGAAGAAGAAAUCUCGCAAUCCAGAGUUGGCAGAAGAGGCAACGGCCUUGGCUGCAAAAACCGAAGGCGAAUCUGUUGUAGAAGGGGUCGUCAUGCGCAGUGAAGUGCCGAGCUACUUCGUUCCACAAAACACACCAAAGCAGGGAUCCUGGUUCUGGAUCGAUGUUCCAGAAAUUGCGAAGUCGUGUGGGCUGCCUGAGGAAACGGUGAUGGUGCAAGUCCUUGACAAAGGCAGUGACACCGAGGCGGUGGAGCUCAUUGACUCUGCAACGGGAGGCGUCAUAGGCGCACCCAUGCCUGAUGCGUAUCCAGUGGCCAAGCGCCUGGACGAGUUCGUGCAGUUCACCGUGAUGCCCAGAGACCAUCUGAACUAUGCCUUCAUCUGGUUCACUCUCUCAAUAGCGACAGCAAUCAUGGGCAUGAGGGCCAUUCGACAAAGAGCCUUGUGGAGGAUGCGUCAUGGGACGUGA